AUGGCAUCUCCUCCAAUACAACCGCAGGAUGUCGCUUCACCGACCACCGUGCCUGAUGAUGGCUCGAACAAGGGCGUAGCUGUCGAGAAAGUGGCCACUGACGAGCAUUCUGAACUCGAUCCCGUCAUCGACAAACGACUCGAUCGCAAAUUCGACUUGCAUAUCCUCCCAUUUCUAUUCGGGAUAUGGCUCUUCUCCUUCAUCGACCGCAGCAACAUAGGCAAUGCCGCCAUCGCCGGCCUCCGACGCGACCUCGAUAUCCAGACCGGCACGGGAUUCAACGUGGCGCUGCUCGUCUUCUACGCGACCUAUAUCGCCGUCGACGUUCCCAGCAACUGGAUCAUCAAGCGCGUCAAGGCCGGCAUCUAUCUGCCCGCCCUCAUCACGGCGUGGGGCGUAGUGUGCACCUGCAUGGGAUUCGUAAAGACCUUUUCGGCCCUGGUAGCGUGCCGUCUGCUGUUGGGGCUGUUCGAGGGCGGCAUCCUUGGCGGCGUCAUCAUCUACCUCGCCAUGUUUUACCGGCGGCACCAGAUGGUACUGCGUUGCGGCCUGUUCUACUCUGCUGCCCCGCUCUCCGGUGCUUUUGUCGAGGGAGCCUUGACCGUCGUGUUUGGGCUUCUCUGCUUCUUCUUUAUGCCCAACACGCCCGGAGACUCGAGCUUCUUGACCCCCGAGGAAAGAGAGCACGCCCUUCGCCGGAUGCGAGAAGAUGCCAGCGGAUCAAGUACCAUCGAUGUAGACGACGAAAGGUUCAGCUGGCAAUGGGUCAAGAUGGCGCUCUUGGCGCCGCAAACGUACCUUUUGUCACUGCUAUGGUUCUUUCUCCUGGUGCCAUUAUAUAGCUUCUCGCUCUUCCUCCCGACCAUCAUCUUCGGCAUGGGCUACACGUCGACGACGGCGCAGCUGCUCACCGCGCCUCCCAACAUGACGGGCUUCGUCUCGGUCAUUGUCUGCUCCUACCUGUCGGACCGCUUCAAGGUCCGCGGUCCCUUGAUCGCCGGCGGCACGGUGCUGGGAAUCAUCGGCUACACCAUGCUGCUGGCGUCGGAGCGGAACCCGGUCAAGUAUGCCGGCACCUUCUUCAUCGGGCUCGGCGUUUUCCAGUGCUCGGCCCUGAUGAUGGGCUGGUGCUCAAACAACCUCGCGCCGCACUACGUGAGGGCCACGGGCGUGGGCGUCAUCAUCUCGCUGGCGAACUGCUCUGCUUUCAUUGGGACGUUUAUCUAUCUUAGUGAUCAUGCUCCGCGCUAUAUUCUCGGUCACGCCAUUGCUCUCGGAGCCCUCUGCUUGACCUUUGUCCUGACAUGCGUUCUCAUGGCAUAUCUGCACUGGGAGAACGGGAAGAGGGAGCGGGGGUAUCGUGAUGAUAGAUUGCUCCAGCCAAAUGCGCACCGUCUGGGUCAUCGUCAUCCCAGAUUCAGAUAUACGCUGUAG
Molecule: messenger RNA, 1434 nt
Organism: Pyricularia pennisetigena
Lineage: Eukaryota; Fungi; Ascomycota; Sordariomycetes; Magnaporthales; Pyriculariaceae
Exons: 5
Coding region: 1-1434 (477 amino acids)
Biological process (GO): transmembrane transport
Cellular component (GO): membrane
Molecular function (GO): transmembrane transporter activity
Source: RefSeq, a predicted model, not a curated record